UGAUCUUGCAUGUGUUCAGGUGUUGUUGGAAGCCUGUCCUGAGUCAAUUCACAUGACCGACUUUCGCCUCCAAGAUUGUUUGCAUUUUUCUGCUUGUCACGGCCACCUUGAAGUCACAAAAUAUCUGUUGGAUCAAGGAGCUGCUGUCGAUAGCAGAUGUGAUGAACGCCUGACUCCGCUAAUUCAGUCGGCAUUUUGCGGCUGUAAUUUAACUACUGGCCUGUUGUUGGAUCGCGGAGCAAAAAUUGAUGCUACAGACAAAAACGGGUGUACCGCUCUGAUUGCUGCAGCGUCUCGAGGUAAGGUGUCCAUUUUGCAGCUUCUGUUGGACAGGGGAGCAGAUAUUCGGCUUCUAACAACAGACGGUAAAAAUUGCCUGCAAACUGCAAUAGCUAACGGUCACCAAGAUGUCUGCAUGGAAAUUAUCAAGCAUGUAAGGUGGAAGGAAGCUUUUCCAGUGUGUGACGAAAGAAGCAAUUUCAUCCCUUUGAAAAGUCUUAUUGAAACGUUCCCUUCUGUGGCCAAGGUGGUUAUGGAUAAAUGCAUUCAAAACUCCUAUCACCUACAAACAGAUGAGGAUUACUCGCUAACUUAUGACUUUGAAUAUGUGAAUCCCGACCCUUCCCUCCUUAGCGAUGGACGUGUCUUCUUUGCUCCAAAGACCAUGCUGGACUAUGGAAGAGAAGAAUUGAUUUUUCAUCCGCUGAUUAUCGAGCUGAUGCGAUGCAAAUGGCAGCACAUGGGUGUCAGGUUUUUUUACAUCUCUGCUGUGAUUUACCUUUUUUACCUUGGAAACUUGACGUUUUAUAUGUUGUGCAUUCAACAUCUUUACUUGCUUAAUCCCGUUCGACCAGUUAUUCCAGACGGACAGAAUGUGUGCAUCACUGCUCGAAUCGAAGUCUGGGAGAUAUUUAUUGCAGUUAUGACAGCUGUUUAUUUGUUGAUAGAAAUGCAUCAAGCAUUCUGGGAAAAAUGGAACUACAUUGAAACAAGCAACAUUGCUGAGAUUUGCACCUUCUCGACAGCACUAAUUUCCAUAUUGUCAGAGCAUCUGGGUUUGGAAUUUUCUGAUAAAUGUGUUUUCCUUGCCAUUUCUGUGCUGUUUGGAUAUCUUACGCUUUUACUGUAUCUGCAAAGUAUAUUUGAAUCUGGAAUACACGUCACAAUGCUUUUUGUUGUGCUGAAGACAUUAGGCAAGGUAGCAAUAAUGUUCUCCAUCUUAAUCUUUGCUUUUGCUUUGGUAUUUCAAAUGCUUUUAUCAAAGAAAGUAAACGCCAUAGCUCUCAACAUGACAAUGAAUGGAACUUUAUUGGACGAUAUUGAAAAGGACCCGUUCCAGUCAUUGCAUUUGUCUUUAGUGAAGGUGGUUGCCAUGACAAUCGGUGAACUUGAAUACACCCGCUUUUUCACUGACCAGCAGCUGUUUUCACCGACCUUUAGCCAAGCAGUGUUCUUAGUGUUUUGUGUCAUGAUGCCGAUCGUGCUAAUGAAUUUGACGAUCGGUCUUGCCAUUGGUGACAUCGAUUCAAUUCGGCAGAAUGCAGAAUAUAAACGUUUAUCUAUAAAGAUCGAAGUGAUCCAUGAGUUCAUUGAAAAAUCACCACUGUGGCUUCUUCAUCGUUUACAUCAGCCCAAGUCGGUUAAACAACCAAACAAGAAGGCAAAAACUAUACUACAGAAAAUAAAGGGUCUAGGGGACAGACUGGUCAGCGGACAAAAACCAAAAUACACGGUGGAGGAUGCGGAAAGAAAUUUGGCUGAUCACUUGACAAAGAUAUUGACAUCAAGAAUGAGGGAGCAGGAUGAUAGAAUCAGUGGUAUAACCCUGGAAAUGAGGGAACAACGGAAACUGCUAGAGUCACUGUUCCAAAGGAUGGUCAAGAAGGAAGCACGAAGAACUUUGAGCGACGAUUAAAAAAACAUAUAUAACCAACCAACACUCAGACAAACAUGGAAGGAAAAGGUUGAGGACUGACAACGCUUUUCUCAUAGUGCGAAAGACUGUGCUAUAAAUGGUGAUGAAACUUAAAAGUUUCGUCAAUCUUUGACGGUGUGUUGUGUGGCCAAAAAAAAAAAAAAA
This is a messenger RNA of Stylophora pistillata, 2080 nucleotides long. Its product is annotated as transient receptor potential cation channel subfamily A member 1. Gene Ontology annotation, cellular component: membrane; transmembrane transporter complex. Gene Ontology annotation, molecular function: protein binding; monoatomic ion channel activity. Lineage: Eukaryota; Metazoa; Cnidaria; Anthozoa; Scleractinia; Pocilloporidae. The record is from RefSeq and is a predicted model, not a curated record. Gene Ontology annotation, biological process: monoatomic ion transmembrane transport.